AUGAAUCAUUCAAGUGCUUCUGUGCUUAGGAACCAAGAAAAUCAGAGUGCUAGAGCCACAUUCAUCCUCUUGGGCUUCUCAGAAUACCCAGACCUCCAGGUGCCCUUCUUCAUGGUCUUUCUGACCAUCUACAUUGUCACUGUUGUUGGGAAUCUGGGCAUGACCUUAAUCAUCAGGAUCAACCCCAAACUCCACACCCCCAUGUGCUUUUUCCUCAGCCACUUGUCGUUUGUUGAUUUCUGUUACUCUUCAGUAGUUACACCCAAACUGUUAGAAAACCUGAUCGUGGCAGAAAGAACCAUCUCCUUCACAAGAUGCAUCAUGCAAUUCUUCUUGGCUUGUAUAUUUGUGGUGUCAGAAACAUUUAUGUUGGCCGUGAUGGCUUAUGAUCUAUUUGUAGCAGUUUGUAACCCCCUGUUCUAUACAGUUGCAAUGUCCCCAAAGCUUUGCUAUUUUUUGGUGGCUGCCUCCUACUCUUGGAGUAUAAUGUGCUCUUUGACAGCCAUUUACUUUCUGUUGACGUUAUCCUUCCAUAGUACCAACUUCAUAAACAACUUUUUCUGUGAGCUUGCUGCCAUUAUUGCUGUGUCCUGUUCUGACCCAUAUAUUAGUCAGGAGAUCAUUUUAGUAUCUGCCACAUUCAAUGAAAUAAGCAGCCUGGUGAUCAUUCUUACUUCCUAUGCUUUCCUAUUCUUCACUGUCAUGAAGAUACCUUCCACUGGAGGACUCCAUAAAGCCUUCUCCACCUGUGCCUCCCACCUAACCACUAUUACCAUUUUCCAUGGAACCAUCCUUUUUCUCUACUGUGUACCUAAUUCCAAAGGCUCAUGGCACAUGGUCAAGGUGGCCUCUGUGUUUUACUCUGUGGUCAUCCCCAUGCUGAACCCCCUGAUUUACAGCCUUAGGAAUAAAGAUGUGAAGGAGACAGUUAGGAAGUUAAUCAAUACCAAAUUCUUCUGUUUUAAAAUCUAA
Loxodonta africana (African savanna elephant) is the source of this 972-nucleotide messenger RNA. Its product is annotated as olfactory receptor 5D18-like. Gene Ontology annotation, biological process: sensory perception of smell; G protein-coupled receptor signaling pathway. The transcript is spliced from 2 exons. Lineage: Eukaryota; Metazoa; Chordata; Mammalia; Proboscidea; Elephantidae. Gene Ontology annotation, cellular component: membrane. Gene Ontology annotation, molecular function: olfactory receptor activity; odorant binding; G protein-coupled receptor activity. The coding region runs from base 1 to 972 and encodes 323 amino acids. The record is from RefSeq and is a predicted model, not a curated record.